Messenger RNA from Hypanus sabinus (Atlantic stingray), 8919 nucleotides. RefSeq lists its product as uncharacterized. Lineage: Eukaryota; Metazoa; Chordata; Chondrichthyes; Myliobatiformes; Dasyatidae. Gene Ontology annotation, cellular component: nucleus. The transcript has 3 exons. The record is from RefSeq and is a predicted model, not a curated record. The coding region runs from base 130 to 1365 and encodes 411 amino acids.
CCGGAGGGUGGGUGUUUCCGGCCGACCCCCGACGACGAAUUUCCAGCCUUCUGAUACCCCCACCCCCCCCAAAAAAAACCAUCUUUCCCCCUCAGCCUGCCCCGGGUUCGGGUUUUGUUUCUCGCCGCCAUGUCGGAGCCUCGGACCCCGCGCUUCAGCGAUAGAGCAGUGCAGGUUCUGCUGGAGCAGGUGAGGGCUCGCAGGGAGAUAUUUUUCCCCUCCGAGGGCAGGAGUGUGCCCAGGGAGAAGGUGCACCAGGCCUGGAUGGAGGUGGCACACUGGGUUAAUGCCAAGAGUGAGGUGCCAAAGACUUGGCUGCAGUGCCGCAAGAAGUUCAAUGGCCUGACCUGGACUGCGAAGGAGAAGUUGGCCCACAAAACAAGGAAAAGAACCAGUUGCGGGGAACGGCCCGCAUCCAUUCUAGAUCUCACCCAGAUGGAGCAGGAAGCCCUGGACAUCAUUGGGCCCAACAGCAGGAGAAACCUUGAGAAUGGCAAGGCUGGAGGCCAAGUACCACAGGAUCUGACUCAUUACCUAGGCUUUAUCGGACAGGAGAUGGAGGAGGAGCAUUUCACAGAAGAUGCACAGUCACCAGCCCCAUCUUUCCACUACAUCAGCACUGACCUAAACAUCUCCAGUGGAAUGGACGAUCAGCUAAAUGGAUCUUCACAUAAUGAAUUAUUCAGUAGUAAUGAACAGGAGCUGAACAUAGUGGAAAGGACCGUCCAGGAGACCGAUGACUCCAGGGCAACCUCUGGUCCUAGCUGUAUCGAAGAGGACAAAGAUGCAGAUCUCACAGGCCCAGCUUUUAGAAGAAAGAUUUUCCACGAGCAUCAUCAGUUGCUCCAAGCUUUGGACAAACUGCCAAAGAGCUGCCUCACGCUGUCUGAGAGUGUAGAAGAGUCUGCAUCCAUUUUUUGUGGGGUUGUGGCUCAAGGUAUUACCACCCUGCAGUCUACCAUGGAGCGCGUUGCCAACUCUGUCGAUGCAGCCAUGAAGCCCUCUGUCCAUGAGCCUGUGGCACCUACUUUGGCGUCAUUGAUUGAGGCUCAAACUAGUGCUAUUCAGGCUCUGGCAUGCACCAUUUCCACUAGUUUGGAAAGGUUGGGUGGGCGUAUUGAUAGGGGGUUCGGUCACAUCUCAGACCUUCUGCAGUCUGCUCUGCCACAACUCAAUGGCGGCAUUGAGUCACAGCCCCACAUGAGUGGGCCUGCUGGAGUGUCUCUUGCUAGCCUCUCUCGGGGUAACAGCACGUAUGAUCCUUCACCAUCUUCUGAAGCCCCAUCUCCUCCAGAAGCACCACUGAAUCUGCAGGUGGCGGUCAGAUCCCCUCGAGGUCGAGCACUUCGAGGCAGGCGUCCUUGAGCAUCCUUCAGACACUGACUGGGUUACACUAACUGCCAGUUCACUGAACUGAAGCCACGAGGGAUUCACAACUAGAAUAGCAAACGAUGACUUCAUAAAGGUACUACAAGAUGGUAUCUGGAAGACUGCUGCUAAUCGCAUAAGCAAUAAAAUAUUACUUUGUUUGCAAAUCUAAUUGAUGGUUUGUAACCAUGCUGCUGUAAUGUCAACUGUUGGGGACAUCUGUGUUAGUCAGUGGUUGGAGGUAUCGCUGGAUGACUGAAGACUUGAACAUGGGCACGAGCUAAGUAGACUACUAUUCAGGUAUGAAAGACCAGGAAAUGUGGUACACAGUAGCUUUUUUAAAAAUAAAUCUGUUUAACUUUCAGGCAAAACUUUUAUCAGAAGUUGGCACAAAGAGAAGUAAAAGGAAUAGGCCAUUCUGGCCUUUUGAAACUGUUCCACCAUUCAACAUGAUCAGUCCCUGAAGCAAGAGUUCCCAAAAUUUUUUAUGCCUUGGACCCCUUGCUAUAUUGGGACCUCCUUCCCUAAAGGUUAGCUUGCAGGUUGAGUCAGUAGAAAGGAAGGCAAGUGCAGCAUUGCCGUUCAUUUCAAGUGGACUGAAAUGUAAAAGCAAGAAUGUACUGAGGCUUUCUCAGGCAUUGGUCAGACCACAUUUGGAGUACUGUGUGCCGGUUUGGGCCCCAUAUCUAAAAAAGGAUGCACUGGCAUUGGAGAGGCUCCAUAGCUUUACGAGUAUGAUCCUGAGAAUGAAAGAGUUAAUGUAUGAGGAGCGUUUAAUGGUCAUGGGCAUGUACUUGCUGGAGUUUAGAUGAAUGAGAUGAUGGGGGGGGGGGGGGUGGCAUAAAUCUCAUUAAAACACACUGAAUAUUGAAAGGUCAAAAUAAAUUGGAUGUGGAGAGGAUGCUUCCAAUAGUGAGGGAGUCUAGGACCAGAGGGCACAAACUCAGUAGAAGGAGGUCCUUUUAGAACAAAGAUGAGGAGGAAUAUCUUUAGCUUGAAUGCAGUGAAUUUCGAAUUUUGCCACAGAUGGUUGUGGAGGCCAUGUCAUUGGGUAUAUUAACAUCGGAGGCUAUUAGAUUCUUGAUUAGUAAGGGCAUCAAAGGUUAUGAGGAGAAGGCAAGAAAAUGGGUUGAGAAGGAUAAUAAAUCAGAUGGAAUGGCAGUGCAGACUCAUUGGGCUGAAUGGCCUAAAUCAGCUCAUAUGUAUAUAGUCCUACUGCUCUGUCCCUGUAACUCUAUGAAGUUUUAAUAUCUAGAAAUCUGUAUACCUGCACCUUAAGUAUCUCCAUCGUCUUGGCUUCCUCUGUCUCCAGUGUUGGGGAGUUUCACAUUGAAGAAAUUUGUCCUCUGACUCCCAAAUGACUUGUCCCUGUCCUGAGAUUCUAACUUUUGUUAUUGCACACACCCUUCUUACAGGAAAGAUCCCUUGUGUAUUGGGUUUGUUGAGCCCUAUCAGAAUUCUGUAAGUUUCAAUGAGAUCUGCUCUCAUUUUUUCCUGAAGUCUAUUAGUAGUGGAGUUGUUAACACAUCCUCUUUCAGACGAUAGUGCUAUCCUCUGAACCAGUCUGGUGAUACUUUGUUGCACUCCUAUGACAAGUAUGUCCCUUGGGUUAGGAAUCCAAAACCACAUCAGGUGUUCCAGGUUGGCAUCACCGAUGGCCUGGGUAAUUGACUUGACUUUAUUUCUUACAUCCUUCACAUAUGAGUAAAAUUCAUUCUAACUUUUGUUUUCAAAACCUGUGCAAUAAAAGUUAAUGUGCCAUUUGCCACCUUAACCACAUGCUUACUUUCAUAGGCUGACGUACACGACACCCUUCCUACGUCAGCAUUUCCCAAUCUGUCACCCUAACCUGGCAAGGACAACUAGAGAACAAAAGGACGAUCAGGUCCUUUGGUUUUGAAAAUCAAGUUCCUUUGUCUCUUCGUUCAGCUGAGCCUUGUGGUGCUGAGGAAUUCCUAAGAGUUUAUUUUUGAAUUUUACUCUUGAGUAGUUCAUCUGUAAAUAGUCUACUUCACCUGGUCCCACCAUAGCUACCUCAACCUUGACAUUUAUCUCUAUAUGUUAGUAUCUCUUUGAGGUGACAUCUUUUGUAGGCAGCCAGGAGCAGCAUCACUUUCUGAUAAUUGAUCUAGUUAUCCUUUAUCAACAUGUUCUCUGAUUAUCCUCAAAUCUAAAUCCAUUUCUCAAUGGCCAGUUUGUAAUUUUGCUUUGAUUUCAUUGGUAGUGUCUCUGUUGUUCUACACUUGCUUCUCGUUCCUUAAACCAACCUAGCACUCUUCCCAAACCCUGUUAAUUCAGGGUUUCAAUUGCAUUUCUUUUUAUCCAUGUUAUGAUAUAGGAAUUGGUUUGCUCAAUGGCCCAAAUGGACUUUCCUUGAUGUAUGAUUCUGCAAUUCCUGGGGCCAGGGGUAGUGAUUUAAUGUCCUGAGUGAUUAUUGCCUCGAGAUUACCUUAAGAUCAAGCACUAAGAAUUCCAUAUCAAAAGAUUUAAGCCCUUUUCUAGGAAUUUGGCUGGGCUGUGGAGAAGAUUGAUGAUCAAAUCUUCAGAUGAAGAGCUGUGAUACUAGUUGUUCAGGAAGAUCUGACACUCAGGAUAGUUUGUUGCUGUUCCAUCUCUACUCCAGUUUUUGCUUUAUUGUCUCCUUCGCUAGACAAUAGGAGGUAGGUGGUUUUAUAAGCAGUAGAAGGGUUUAAAAAUUAUAAAUAUUUUACUGACAAAUACUUUUUCACAGUUUUGCCCGUUUGUUUAAUGUAAAGUCGUUCACUUUAAUAACCAAAAAGCAUAAAUUGCUGCAGGUUAUAAGUACCAGAGCUUCUACAAGUGCUGGAAAUCCAGAGAAGCACACAAAAUGCAGGUCAGGUAGAGUCUAAGAGAGUCAACAUUUCAGGCGAAACCCUUCAGGCAAGUUGUGCAGAUUUUAUGGAUAAAAACACAUGAUAAUUAAAAGAGACAUAGCAGGCAGUAUAUGUAUAUUUAUGGUUAGUAUGUGUGAUAUGUACAAGCAGUUGACUUUAAUAUCAUAGACAGGUUUAAAGUAACAAUGCAAUGAAGUUCUUUAUAUUUAGGAAUUAGAAAUUAUUAUGCCAUAAAAUAUUAUUAAUAAUAACUUAUUUAUAGAGCACUUAUCAUACAGAUGAUGUAGUUCAAAGUGCUUUACAAUGGGAUAAAAGUGCAAACAGGAAAAUAAAAAUAAACUUGAAAAUAAAAGAUAAUUAUAUUAUACCAUAAAAUCUUGAUUGUAUUACCCUUGAACUAAGUAGUUUUGAAUGGCACACUGUAGGAAUCUUAUGUUUCCUUAGAACGCUCUGAGACAAAAUUGGUCUUUCUCACUCCUGCACCCCUCCAUUCUCUCUCCCCUUGUCUCAUGCUCUGAAAUCUUAUUGUGGCAUUCUGUUUUUUUUUUAAUUGUAGGAAUGUAAGAAUUAGAAACAGGAGUAAACUACAUGGCUCUGUUGAGCUUGUUUGGUCAUAUCUUAGAUAAUUAUGUAUCUUAUCCACUUUUCUGUCUGAUGUUAUCAAAAAUUACCCUGGUUGUACUUAAUAAUUCACAAUCUUAAGAAUUGAAAACAUUGCUUUUCAUCUCUCCUCAAUCUCAAUCCCUAGCUUUAAGAUUUUAUCCUUGGUCAAUGUCCCACCUAAAUUUCAACUCAAUAAUGCCACAGCCUCUCAGCAUUUUUGCUCAAAAUUACGUGUGUCACAUGAAACUACCUGUCAUUCUUUCAAAUUUUGCUGAAUGUGGGUGCUUGGUAGGAUUAAAAAAACACAGUAGAUUAAUAUAUCAAUACAGUAAGUUCCUAAUUUUAUUUUCCUGCCUCUGACAUAAUAGUACUGUAUAUAGGAUUACACACAAAAUGCUGGAAGAACUGAGUAGGUCAGGCAGCAUCUAUAGAGGGGAAUAAACAUUCGACGUUUUGGGCCCAGACCCUCCUUCAGGAACACUAUUUACUAGGAUUAAUCUUUUGACAUAUAUAUGUUUUUACAAUUUUUUUCUAUAUGUCUUGCUCAUAAUUUUAAUUUCUUCUUCUAACCUUUAGACAUCCUUUCCAUUUUUAAGAACCUGUCCAAAAUGUCAAGGUUAUCUCUUGUUUGUUAUCAUUGGAACAGUGCUUCAUUCAAUCUAGUGUAGUCACAACCCACAGCUGAUCGCAUAGAUAUUUCUGAAUAAAAUGGGUAUUGCCACAGUAGAAUAGAGGUUAGCAUGAUACUAUUAGAGCUUGGGUUGUUGGAUUUUGGAGUUCAAUUCUGCCACUGUCUAUAAGGAGUUUGUACAUUCUCCCCGUGACUACACUGUAGGGUUUCUUCCUACAGUCCAAAGAUGUACCAGUCAGUAGGGUAAUUGGUCAUUGUGAAUUGUCCUAUGAUUAGACUAGAAUGAAGUCAGUAAGUUGCUGGGCAAGGUGGUUUAUUAGGCCAGAAGGGCCUGUUCUGUGCUGUACCUCCAGAUAAAAAUAAAAUAAUUAAAUUUGGGUCCUGUAAACUUUGCCUCUGAUUGGAUGUACAUGAAACUGAUGACCUUUUUUCCACUUGCCUGGAAGAAAUGGGAGUUAAGAUAAGAUUUUGAAAUAUUCAACCUCUCUCAUCGAAGAUUUGAUGAGGGAAGAGGCUUUGGAUGGAAGACGGGUGUAUCAUGGUAGCUUCCAGUAAGUGUUCUAAGAUUUUCUUGAGGUAUUGUUAUGAUUCCUGAUCAACUGAGCGAGAGAUGCUUCUUGUUCAGAUGCCCUAGAUGCACUCAGUCACGCCCCUUCCAGGGAAAUGUAUCAAAUUUUAGGCAGAUAAAUUUGGCAGACUGUUUAGAAAUGGUAUUUAAUGUCUAAAAUUAGGGCAGUGUUAUUUAUACUAGAGCAUCCUCUAGUAUAAUGAAUGGCCAAAUGAUUCAUUGUGCUCUGGGAUGACUGAAGGUGUUGUUGCAUUCCGAGACAGGUUCAGAAACACUUCUGAACAUGUGUUCCAUUAUGUUCCACAGGAAGUUCAAAGUAAACAACAAGAUAUGGAUAUUUCUCUCCCCACCCCCCUCCCCUGGCCUUAAACCACUGUGAUACAGGAGCCAGAGGGGAGAUGUCUAGAUGACCCUGUCAAUUGCUUCUACUUUGAUUUCCUUUAUACCCUGCUGUACCUCUUUCUCCAACCAGGAUGGAAUGAUUGUAUUUACUGCACUUCCUUCAGAACAACACUUAAUUGAGGGUCUUGAAAGCUUUGACUCAAGCAGUAGAAACCAAGUCUAAGGCAAGAGAAGGCUUUCUGCUAUAAAAUAGCAGUGAAGUUUUGGGCAGGAAUUGAUAACUCCUGUCUAUAGAUUAGAUUCUGUAGUUUACACAAUAAAUGUGCACAGUACAAUAAUUACUAGUGUAGGAUGUUGUUAGCAAUGCAUUUCACCUAUUUAAAAGCACACUAAUUCAUUUGAUGUCAAACUAUUGCAAUGUAAUCUCCCAGAAAUCAUUAUUUCACAACUUCCAAAAGCUGACUGAUGAAAUCAUUGUUUUAGUGCUAGCACUGAACAUGACUUAGAACAUAGAACAGUACAGCACGGAACAGGCCAAACAAUGUUGUGCCAAACCAGCAGAUCAAAAACUUGAUGAAAAUUGUUCUUCCCAUACAAUAAAGCUUGAAAACAGUGUUAGUGGGAUAACUAUCAGUGCAGUAUUAAUCAGAGUGCUUAAGGUGUCUUAAUGAUAUUUUGUUUAUUUUAUUAAUACUUUAUGGAAUUUUUAUCCGAAGCCACUGUAUUUGGUUAAUGUCUUUCUCUACAUAUCAUGUGCUGGGCCAACUCACCCGAUAUCAAUGGGAACACUGCAGUGUGGAUCUCCCAGCUAUGUUGCUUUUUAGAAUGGGAGAUGAUUUGGGAGGAAAAAAAAUGUCUGGUGUGAAGAAGGUUCAGCCUGAACUCCAGCUUCUCCUCCAAAGCCGUGACAGUUCUGUGAAGUUAGAUUGUAUCUAUGGUAUAUGUGUAUGUUUUAAAUCGGUUAUGAGGAACUAUGAAGUGGAGAAGUUAGGGAACUUUCUCUGCCAUAGGCCAAUUGGGCAAAAGAUUUCAAUGUAAUAUACAAUAUUUGACUUCUAUUUGCUUUGUGUAUCUGCUGUUGAAAAUAGUACUGGUAUAUAUUCUCAUGCUGUUUUGAAUUUAUCAAACCUUCCAAUUUGAUUUGUAAUUUGUAUCUAAUUUGAACUGAUAUUUUUGCGGUUUGUUAAUCUGUCUAUAUUUUCCACAAUCCAUAGCUACAAAAUUAGAUUGUUCUGUUUAAUCUUUAACUCAUCGAGGGUCAUGAAUUCAGUCACAAACAAGAGAAAAUCUGCAGAUGCUGGAAAUCUAAGCAGCAGCACACAAAAUGCUGGAGGAACUCCGCAGGCCGGGCAGCAACUAUGGAAAAGAGUACAGUCGACGUUUCAGACCAAGACCCUUGGGACCUGCCAAAGGGUUUCAGCCCAAAACAUCGACUGUACUCUUUUCUAUAGAUGCUGCCUGGCUUGCUGAGUUCCUCCAGCAUUUUGUGUGUGUUGUACGGGUCAUGAAUUAAUGGUUUAAUAUAUGUUUCCUAUGAGACGGUAAUUAAUUUCAAUCAUUGGGAACACGUAAGAUGUAUGAAAGCUUUAAACCUGAAUUCUGUAAUUUUUGUCUUGUAAUCAUUAUUGCAGUUGAUGCUAUAAUUUCUUAAACUGUGAGAUGCAAGAUUUUAAUUAAUGUUCAUAUAAUUCCUAGACAUUGAGAUCUUGGGAUAUAUGGUGGAUUCCAGUUAUUUGGGCCAUUGGUUAAUCGAGCAGCAGCUUAUUUGAGAACACUAUUAAAGAACAAAAACAAAUGGAGAAAAUAGCUGGUGUUGCCUUUGUUUAUUUGGGACACUGUACUGCUUAAUUGGAACAGGAGACUGUUGCAGAACAGUUUCUAACUAGCGUGUACUUGUGUGGCCAUUAGAAACUACGCCAUGCUGAGAGCAAACAGUUUUUAAAGGCACCGAUUCAAAAUGUCAUGAUUUUUGAUCGUUUUCUGCCAGGAAAUUUAUUGGUGGAUUAUGACACUACUUCAGGCAGGAAGGCAAUAGAGGCAAAGAAUUAUCCACACUUGGGUGUCCGCGCUGAUUUUGUUCAUUUACAAUUAAUAAAAGAGUACGACAAUGUACCCUGUUUAAUACCCCAUUGAUAACUAUUAGGAACUAGUACACGUUUAUAGUAGUAUUGGUAGUGUUCUAAUUUGUUCCAUAUUUCAUUUAAAUACAUAAUUAGUUACACAGUUAAAUGGUAGUUUGUCUUUUUUAUACCUUUUUAACUAUUUCCAUGACACUUCAGUUAAUUAAUGCACCCACUUGAUUGGACCAAAAUGUACAAAAUUAUGUGUCCUAAUUAACCGGAAUCCACUGUAUUUCCAUCUUAAUGUUUGCAAGUUGUGUCAAUAUUUGAGUGAUACCAGUGUUCUUUAUGGAGAUUAUUAUAUUGUGUCAUUCACCUGAUAAAGAACAUGGGUUUUAUAUCUUUGUACAACUAUAGGGAUCUACAUAUACUGUAUCUAUUGGGAAUAAUACUGUAUUAUUCAACUCUAAAUUAAACUUUCAUUUCACUGUA